AUGGACAAGUCCACCUGCGGCAAACCCUGCCGUUACGAUAACAAGAAGUGCAUGGAUUGUAACUUCACGGAUUACAAGCCCCUGAGAUGGUAUACCGCGAAUGCUGCGCCAAAAAAGCAGGCCGGCAAUAGCGAGUACCGUGUAGUCGAUAGACACGACCACAGCUGUACCUUUCACCAACGCCUCGUAGGCGACCGAGCUAACUCAAUGAGCAAAAGGCCUAUGAAGAUUGGGGAGAAGAGCACACCAUAA
Histoplasma mississippiense is the source of this 252-nucleotide messenger RNA. RefSeq lists its product with no specific name. The transcript has a single exon. NCBI's taxonomy places the organism in Eukaryota, Fungi, Ascomycota, Eurotiomycetes, Onygenales, Ajellomycetaceae. Bases 1 to 252 code for a protein of 83 amino acids. The record is from RefSeq and is a predicted model, not a curated record.